AUGGAUCAGUACUUUCAGAUAUCUGAUAGAACAAGGACGCUUGAGCAUCAGUAUAUGGGCGUUCUUGCAAGGAAGUUGAAGAUGGAGGUUUUGCUGGUUGAGGAGGAUUAUCAGGAGCUGGAGCGAAGAUAUGCAGAGCUGGAAGGAGCAAUGAGCUACAUGAAAGAAGAGCAUAUGGAGGAAGUUGGCAGGCAGAACGAGGAGAUAGGGCGGCUUUGCCAUGAAAGAGAUCUGAUGAGAGUGAAGGCUGAGGAGAUGGAUGAAAGAAACAGAUGUCUGAUGGAGAAGCUGAAAGAGGCGUUGGAGAGGAAGAGAGCUGAUGAGUUGAGGCUGAUGGGUGAGAUAAAUAAGAUGAAUGAGGUUGUGAGGGAAACAGAAACGAGGAUCAAGGAAGAUGAGAGCAAUGAGAAUGUGAAUAAUGCCAUGUGGACAAGCGGAAUGAAGAGGAUGGAUGAGAUAUAUGAGGUGGUUAAGGCAGCAGAAAGCAAGCUUUGUGAAAUGCUUAGCAAUAUGCAAACUGAAUGUGACAAGCAUAAGAGCAGCAUUGAAAAGAUGAAUGCGGAGAUGAAUGAGAUGCGAGCUAAGCAUGCAGCAGGAAUGAAAGAAAACGAGAUAAUUAAAGAGAGCAAGAUGCAGGCUGAAGAAGAGUUGAAGCGAGUGAGGCAUGAAAACGAGGUGCUGAAUGGCAAGAACCUGAAGCUGAUGGAAGACAGUGAUGCGCUUUGCCGUGUAACAAGAUCGCUUGAAGAGAAGGAUGAGAUAAUAUGCGCACUGAAGGAAAACAUGAAGCAGAAGUCUGAAGUGAUAGAGAUGCAAAAGAGGAUGAUUGAGAGCGGGGCGCAGAAGUCAGUGGUGUCUAGAGAUGUGAUUUGUAAUGUAUUUGAUGAUAUUAUUGAGGCUGAGGAGAGUGGGAAUGAUCUGAUGCUGGAUGAAGGAUGUGCUGAUAUAGAUGAACUGGGUAUUGACAGACAGAUAAGUGGAGUAGGGGUGUAUGGAUUAAAUGCAAAUGUAACAAGUGCAAAGAAAGAUGUGGGAGUAAUUACUAGAAAGCAGCCAGCAAAAAAAUCUGGAAGUCUAGGUGCUGCAAAACGAUCCCGGAUGUGCAAAAGCAAGGAUGCAUUGAAGGCCCAGCCAAAGGUGGUGUUGCAAAAAAACAAUAAUGUUAAAGAAACUAAGGCAAAUGAUGGAGCAAGCAUGCCUACUAUAAAGAAAUCGCCUGUGAAGAGAUUGCUUGCAUCGGGAGGUCUUGUGAUGCCUGAGAAUUCUUCAUACUUUGCAGAUUUGACAUUUAACAACUCAAGCCCAGUCAUAAAGAAAGACAUGUCGAGAUUGCCAAAGAAGAAGUGA
Molecule: messenger RNA, 1347 nt
Organism: Ordospora pajunii
Lineage: Eukaryota; Fungi; Microsporidia; Ordosporidae
Exons: 1
Coding region: 1-1347 (448 amino acids)
Source: RefSeq, a predicted model, not a curated record